Molecule: messenger RNA, 4369 nt
Organism: Lycium barbarum (goji berry)
Lineage: Eukaryota; Viridiplantae; Streptophyta; Magnoliopsida; Solanales; Solanaceae
Product: putative disease resistance RPP13-like protein 3
Exons: 2
Coding region: 670-2868 (732 amino acids)
Biological process (GO): defense response to other organism
Molecular function (GO): ADP binding
Source: RefSeq, a predicted model, not a curated record
CCAGCAUAUUCAGCCACUCUUUUUGAAGGCAGCCAAGGACCACUAAGAAUUGGGAUAUUUCCAAAAAUGUACCUUUCGCUUAGCUUGCAUCUUUGUCCAUUUUGAAAAUGGGACCUUUCAUUUUCUCUUGCCUUGUCUAAUCAUAAUUCUUUUUUUCCACAAACCAUUGGACCCCUUGAACACGCUAUUUGUUCUCAAUUUUAUGUCUGCUUCAGAGUUUAUACAUCUUUCUCCCAUUUCCAAGUUGUAUACCAAUAUAUCUUUUUUCAGCUCUGAGUAUACUAAGAAUCAAUACUCUUUAAACUGGUUGAUGCCUUUGUGUUGUUUGCAGUUCAAAAGCUGGGGGACUUCCUCAUACAGGAAGCUUCCCUACGCAAAAGUCUGAGACAGGAUGUGAAGUGGCUGAGAAAUGAGCUGCUCUUCAUGCAGUCUUUCUUCAAAGCUGCAAAGAGAAAGCAAGUUGAAGAUCAUACAGUUCAACAAUAGGUGUUUGAAAUUAACGAGGUUGCUAAUGACGUUGUCGCUAUACUGUAGACUUACAGCUUAGAGACUGGUGAAGGUGAUGGUGAUGGACUUGCUAGUCGUCUGAAGGCUUGUGCUUGCAUCUGCAGGAAGGAGACCAAAUUCUACAAUGUAAGCAAGGAGAUCCAAUCACUCAAGCAGCGAAUCAUGGAUAUCUCUCGCAAACGAGAGACUUAUGGUAUUAGAGAUAUCGAUAAUGUAGGAGAAGGACCAAAUAAUUAUAGGCCAUACAAUCAGAGAUCUGGCUCGAGGAGAACUACCUCUUAUAUGGAUAAGCAAGAUCAAACUUUUGUUGGCUUUAAGGAUGUUGUAGAAACAUUGCUUGCUGAACUUGUCAAAGAAAAGCCACGCCGAACCGUCUUCUCCAUUUAUGGUAUGGGUGGGUUAGGCAAGACCACUCUUUCAAAAAAUCUCUACCACUCCCCUAGUCUAACCGAUAUCUUCGAUGUACGUGCUUGGGUAUGUGUUUCUCAACAGUAUAACACCAUGGAUCUCAUCAAGAAUAUCAUCAAAUCCAUCCAAGGACGUGCCAAGGAAACUCUAGAUUUGUUGGAUAAGAUGACGGACGUGACAGAUCUAGAAAGACACCUUCGGAAUCUACUAGAAGAGAAAAAAUACCUUGUGGUGGUUGAUGACAUAUGGCAGAGAGAAGCAUGGGGAAGCCUGGAAAGAGCAUUUCCCGAUAGCAAAAAUGGAAGCAGAGUUAUUAUUACCACACGCAAUGAGGAUGUGGCCAAAAGAGCAGAUGACAAUUGUUUUCCCCGUAGCCUUCGUUUCCUAACAGAAGAAGAAAGUUGGGACCUCUUUCGCAGGAAACUACUCGAAGUUGAGGCAAUGAUCCCAGCAAUGGAAAUGCUAGCUAGGGAUAUGGUGGGAAAAUGUGGAGGAUUACCUCUUGCAAUUGCGGCACUAAGCGGGCUUCUUUCACAUAAAAAGGGGAUAGAAGAAUGGGAAAGGGUGAAGGAACACCUUUGGAACCAUGUGAAAGAUGAUUUCAUUGCAAUCUUGGACAUACUAUCACUGAGCUACAAGGAAUUGCCAACUGUGCUUAAACACUGUUUUCUUUACUUUGGUAUUUUUCCAGAAGAUAGUCAGAUUGAUGCUGAAAACAUAAUGUGGUUGUGGAUGGCUGACGGAUUGAUACCAAGAGGAGAAGAAAGAAUGGAGGAUGUAGCUCAAGACUUCCUGAAUGAGCUGAUAAGGCGAAGCUUGGUUCAAGUAGUAGAUACAUUUUGGGAAAAAGUUUCUAAAUGCAGGAUUCAUGAUCUACUUCGCGAUCUUACUGUAAAAAAGGCAUUAGAGGUAAACUUCUUUGACAUUUAUGAUCCAAGAAAUCACUUCAUAUCCUCCUUAUGUCUCAGACAUGCCGUUCAUGGUCAAGCACAAAGGUACCUCUCACUUUAUCUUUCUAACUUGAAGUUGAGGUCAAUUAUGUUCUUCGAUUCAGAUCUUUAUAAGAUGGGUCUUAUAAAGUUCUGUAAUAAGUUCCAACAUAUAUAUGUGUUGUACUUGAAUAAUCGUUCUAGCACUACAUCUAUAGUACCUGAUGCCAUAGGAAGGUUGUACCACCUCAAAUUCUUAAGAUUGACAUGUAUCCAUGAUCUUCCCUCCUCCAUUGGCAACCUCAAGAAUUUACAGACACUUUUUGUCAAUGAAAACGGAAACUCAUGCCAACUACCCCCCGAGACAACUGACCUAAUAAAUCUAAGACAUUUAGUUGCUCCAUAUCUAAAACCUCUAAAACGUAUAAACAAACUCACAAGUCUUCAAGUUCUUAAAGAAAUUUCUUGUGAUCAGUGGAAGGAUAUUGACCCUAUUGAUUUAGUCAAUCUUCGAGAAUUAAGCAUGGUUAAUAUUGAGGAAGCUUACUCUCUAAACAACACUGGCAGCUUGAAAAAACUUAGCACUCUCAUUUUGGUGUGUAAAGCUGAUCAAUCAUCCCCGGCCCUUGAAUAUUUUAGUUCUUGUCAAAAGCUCCAGAAAUUGUGGUUAUUUGGGAGAAUAGAAAAAAUGCCUCUGUCAGGCCCGUUUCCAAAUUCCAUCACAAUGAUGAUCCUUCAGUGUUCAAGACUCAUGGAAGAUCCAAUGCCUAUUCUGGGAAUGUUGCCAAACCUAAGGGAUCUCGAUUUAGUAGCAGCUUAUGAAGGAAAAGAAAUUACCUGCAAUGAUAACAGCUUCGGUCAACUGGAGUUCCUUCGUCUUGUAUUACUUGAGAGGCUAGAAAGAUGGCAUUUAGCCACAAUUGCCAUGCCACUGAUUAAAGGUCUUGGUAUUUAUUACUGUCCAGAGCUAACGGAGAUUCCCGAGAGAAUGAAAGACGUGGAGAGGUUGAAGAGCAUUGGAUGAAGCUUUUCAAGCAUAUAUGAUAUCCUAUUUCGACCUCUUUCACAAUCGCAAAGCAAAAUGAAGGUGAUUUCGUGAAAUGGGUAGCGACUAUGUAGUUUUUUGGUGUUGAGCAAUGGCUGAGCUUUGGUGAUUAGAGGAGGUCUGAUGGUGUUUGGGAGAAAUGGGGGUGGUUCGAUGAGCGGAAUAGAAAUGCUAGGGACGGAGUAGAGUGUGAGAUACGAAAAUGGAGAAAGAAUUUCGAAUCCACCAUUGUUGAACGUUAAAAAAGCUUUAGAACAAAAAAAAUGGGUUUGUCGAAAUUCUUAGUUGUUAGCCAAAUUGAUUACAUGGGUUUGGUGAUAAUGUUGUUGUGAAGUUCUAGUUGAAAUUUGAGCUUAGUUGAUUCGGAUUUGACUGAGUUUUUAUUGAAUUUUAAUACCCAAAAAUGAAGAAGAAGGAGAAUAAAAUGAAUUAAACUAGCUCUAUUUCAAAAACAAUUGACUGAUUUCUUGGAGAAUAAAAUUUGACUUGAGUUUUUCGAGUAGAACAGAGCUUCCAUGGAGUUUUUAAAUUUCUAAAAAAUUAAAAUAUAAUAAAAUUUGACUCUAUUUCACAAAAAUAAAGAAAGAAAAUUAAUUAAAAAGAUAUCAGCUUAAAUUUUAAUGUUAAUUAAUUAUGUUCACUAAUUGAUUGUAACAUGUCCAAUUAAAAAAGCACACAUGUCCAUAUUAACUAGAAAUGUAGCUUAUAUUUUGCCGCUCACAUGCCUCCAAGAGAGUGAGCACACUCUCUGUGCCACCUCAGCACCGAAGGGUGUAUUUAUUACACUUUAAAAUAGUUUAGGGGGUAUUAGGACCCCUGUAAAGGUAAAGUGUGUCGCUGGAACUUCGGGUGUAGUUCAGGGGGAUACUUGUGCCUUUUCCCUAUACUUUGCUAAAAAAAUGUUUAUCGGUGUUUAGUCGGUGAAUGAAAAAUGUUCUUGGAAACAUACGAAUCACAAAUUAAUAAUAUUAUUAGCACAUCGGAGAGUUUCUUGAUGAUGUUUUUUAAUAGUAAGGGUAAGUUUAAAUGUUUAAGUGUUAGUUGGAGCAACUAAUAUGAAGUUAAGUGAGCUUCCCCAUUUUUAUGCGAACUGUUCUGGUAAGCUAAUACUAGUAAAUGACUUCCUCAUGAAAAUAUUUUCCUCAAAAAUGAUUUUCUUCAUGCCAAAAACACAGUUUCAUUGGCAAUCUUUUGUCUUAUAUUGAAUACUAUUUAUUAUAUUAAAUAAUGUCUUACAAUUUGGGUGAAACGGGAGAAGAAACUGUCAGUGGAAAAUAAAAUGGCAGUUGGGGGUAUUUUUGCCAAGCAAACUGAAGACAUUAAUAUUGAUGGAGUAUAUAAGCAUUAAUCAGGUUUCUGCCAGUUCAGUGUUUUGUUUCGCAUGGUUUUUUAGUGUUUAAUUUUUUGUUUUUGCUUUGAUUGUGUGGGAUUGGUUUGAAGAAAAUUGUUUUUGGGAGUGUAUGCAAAAAUGAUUUUGUGA